UUAUAAUCAGUUCUUAAACUGGGAAAAAAAAACCUUGAUUGGCGUUUCAUGCGAAAACUAUGUCUAUCUGCUAAAUUUAAAUUAGUUCUUUGACGUAUGGGGUUAUUCUUAGAAAAGCUCAGUCUAAGAUUUCUUGCCCGUUUAUGCUUUAUCUUUUGUAGCAGAUAUACAUCAAUUUUUGCGAAUAAAAUAUAGUGAACAAAUAAAGCAAAGCAGAACAAAACAAAACGAAAACAACAACAAACGACAUCAGCCCCCUUUCUUCUCGCCGAUUUUAGUAUGCAACGCGGACCUAUUUUUGCUCCUGUUGCCCUGGAAAUAAAACACCGCGUUCACGAGCCCGCGAUCCUAACUUCUCGGGAUGUUCCUUUCGCAAAGAAAUACUGAUUUCCUCGUUCCGGUAGCUUUGUGGCUAGAGGCGUAAAGAUGCCACAGGACAGUUUGCUGCAUGUUUAAUAGGGAUGAGCUUGGGAAGUAAUUCACAGACACGUUUACAACGUGGUCAUUUCACCUUGAAGAGUAGCGUCCUUGCACCUACAGCUAUGUCAUACAUGGGACAGGAUUUCAUUGCAAACCACAUGAAGUCUCACUAUAGACGCAUCACCUCUGCAAAAGCUGCUGUUGAUACAUCUCCUCCCAAAUCCAUGAAAACACAUAUAAAAGUUCGUGACCAAAAGAAACGAGCUGCUUUGGAAAGUAGAGCUGGAACUCCGUCAUUGAGGACAAGGAGUCCAUCUGUGGAAUUCUUGUCUUCAACAAAUAAUGAAACCUCAUUUUUAAAUUCAACAAGAAACUGGCAGUCUUCAGAUCGGAGGCAAGCCACAGGUACACCAAUUCAAAGAAGCAUGUCUACACAGUCCCUUGACAGGCAUUACCCUCCUGCAGUUCCUUCUUCCUCACCUAGAGAUUUGCUGAUACAAGAUCGAUCUACACCAGCAUCUGCUCGAAUACUAGCCCGACCACCUAUUUCACCCAUUACAAAAGAACCAAGGCAGAAAACCACAAGAAGAAAUCAUUAUAUAUCAAGACAUGGAAGUAAUCAGGGAACCUUGCAAACUCUUGAUAAAUCUGAACCAAUUGGUUCAGACAAGUUAAAUGGUAACGUCAGCACAUUGUUGACCAGCUAUGAUGAACCUAGUGAUAUGAAAAACCCAGCAACAGCUGCAGGAAACAGUAGUGAUGACAAAAGAUUGACAAGAACUGAUGUUAAAAGUGGGGUGUGGCAAGACUUUGGAAAUUCAAAUAUGUCAAUUAGACAUGAUUAUAGCAUUCCACCUCUUGAUCUAACGGGUGUGCAGUACAGUCACAGAGGACCACCAUCAAUAAGGGCAAGUGAUUCAACUGACUUCAAAGCUAGCAUCUGUAACUGGAAAAAUUCACUGAGAAUGGAAUACUGA
Molecule: messenger RNA, 1397 nt
Organism: Orbicella faveolata
Lineage: Eukaryota; Metazoa; Cnidaria; Anthozoa; Scleractinia; Merulinidae
Product: spermatogenesis-associated protein 7 homolog
Biological process (GO): microtubule cytoskeleton organization
Cellular component (GO): ciliary basal body; axoneme
Source: RefSeq, a predicted model, not a curated record